Messenger RNA from Trichoderma aggressivum f. europaeum, 642 nucleotides. RefSeq lists its product as uncharacterized. The transcript has 2 exons. Gene Ontology annotation, biological process: translation. Lineage: Eukaryota; Fungi; Ascomycota; Sordariomycetes; Hypocreales; Hypocreaceae. Bases 1 to 642 code for a protein of 213 amino acids. The record is from RefSeq and is a predicted model, not a curated record. Gene Ontology annotation, molecular function: structural constituent of ribosome. Gene Ontology annotation, cellular component: ribosome; cytosolic large ribosomal subunit.
AUGAAGUUCCUCAAGGUCGGCCGAGUCGCCAUCAUCACCCGAGGCCGAUAUGCCGGCAAGAAGGUACGAAACAAUUACGAGUUUCUUCGCGCGCCCUCCCAGCUCAGUUCUCAAAUUUGCAUCGACGAGUUCUAUAAUUAUUUUUCUUCUCUUCCCAUUUUGGACGGCUCGCUUGUUGUUGUUCUUGUUGUUGUCGUCAUCAUCCAGCCCGUCGACAACGGCAACAAGCCUCACCCCUUCGGCCACGCCAUCGUUGCCGGCAUCGAGCGCUACCCCUCAAAGAUCACCCGCCGCAUGUCCAAGACCCGACAGGAGAAGCGCUCCAAGGUCAAGCCAUUCAUCAAGGUCAUCAACUACAACCACCUGAUGCCCACCCGAUACACCCUUGAGCUCGAGGGCAUCAAGGGCACCAUCUCCGCAGACACCUUCAAGGAGGUCAGCCAGCGGGAGGAUGCCAAGAAGACUGUCAAGAAGGUUCUGGAGGAGCGAUACACCAGCGGCAAGAACCGAUGGUUCUUCACCCCUCUGAGUAUGUUUUUAUCUUCUCCCGUCCCAAUCCGGUUCCCCAUCGAUUCAUCCCAAGGUGGCACGACACAAUGGAGAAUGCAGAGAGAGGAAUUCCAGCAGCGAUUCAAGAGCUAA